GUCAUCCAUGCACGAACAGAAAAGGGAGGGGAAGAAAAAAAGGAAGCUUUCCCGAUAGGUCUCGUUGUGUAUAAAGUUCCACAAAACUUUUUCCCGACUCGGGCCCUGGAGGGGAUUGCAAUGCCGAGGGGGCAGAUCUGAAGACUCCCAACAUGUCCUCUAACCUGGACUCCAGUCUCACCAGCAUUGACUGGCUGCCGCAACUGGGAAUCAGCAGCCUGCGCUCAGGUAGAGAACGAGGAGGAGAGAGGGAGAGGAGGAGGGAAAGAGUGGGGGAGAAAGGGGACUCCCAGCAGGACAACCCCAAAGGUAAACCCCCGCAUAGCUACUCCACACUCAUCGCCAUGGCUAUCACAGCCGCGCCGAAGAGGAAGUUGAGCCUGAAUGACAUCUACACAUGGAUCAGUGACACAUUUCCUUACUAUAGCCGGACAGGACGGGGAUGGAAGAACUCCAUUCGCCAUAAUCUAUCCCUCAAUAAGUGCUUCAGGAAAGUUCCGCGUCCUCACAACAACCCUGGAAAGGGCUCCUAUUGGACUAUGGACGGCCCUGCAGAGUUGAAUCAAGUCAGGGCGCCCAAACGACCCUAUCCAGAGGAGGAACGGGAAAGACUGAAUCAAGUCCCAGCAAGGGACCCAUCACCUCAUUCAGUGUUCCACAAAGAAAGCAGUAUACAGUCACUGCAGCAGCCACCACGCUCUCGGUCACCCUCGCCACCUCCUUGCAAGCAACCCUACACACCAGCGCUCACGUCCCCAAUCAAUACUUCCCCAAGACCGGACCCCACUCUUCCUAUUCCACCAUUUUCUGCAGCUAUAUCCCGUCCAACAUUCUGUGCCCACUCUGGAGCGGAAUGCGCUCUUACUUCCUCGUCUACUCACUUGACCCCCUCGGCUCUCACUUUUUCUUCCCCUUUUCCUAUACCCGUGGCCACCCCUUCCUCAGCAGGGUCGGGACCCCCCACGGCGGACCCCCCGCUGCGAUUCACCUUUGACGAGAUGAAUUUACCGGACUUGUACGCGUCCUUUAAGUCUCUCUUCAAGAGUAUGCGGGAGAGAGGAGGUUCACAAACUGAUUGUGCUCCCGCAGCCAUGGCUAGCAACGACAUCACCCCACUGCACACCCCAGUUCUCCUGCCCAUGUCUCCCCACCUUGCAACACAACCACCCGCUGCAGUGACACCACUUGCACCACCAAGCGACACAGUUCGGGUUACACAACACAUGGUUCCAACAGACUGGUUUACGAGCACAGAUUCACUGAAGGAGAGCUUCCGCAUUGCCAGCAAUCUUGACUGGGCCAACAUUGACCUAACUGGUCACCCAGACCUGCUGGAAAGCAUGCGCCAAGCGGAGCUAUGCGACUGGGCCUUGGACCCGGCGCUCUUCACUUCCCUGUGCGAUUCCCUCAACCGCUUCUUUGCACAGAAAGGCAUGCUGACCUCGGGCAGCCACUCCCCGCUGGCCCCGGGCGGACAUCACCCGACACAGGCGCUAACUUUCAACGUCAACAGCCCGCAUCUCGCAGCCCAUCCAUCAUUCCACUACGGCUCCACCAAUGGUGCGACGCCGUUGCUUCGCAGGCCUCUUCACGUGCAGGGCCACAACAGUCAUAGGCCCACACAGACGCAGCCUGCAAACACAACUGCCAGUGCACAGCCUCAAGGGACAACGCCCCGACCGCGUCCUCCUUUUAAAAGUCUCCACAGCAACAGCGAGGAGUUCCAGGAUGAUUUUGACUGGGACUCUCUACUAGUCUGAAGAACUUGGCGUGAGCAACCAGAGAACAACUGUUUAUCUUCUCAUUAGGCUUCUCCCAAAGUAUGAUUUUCACAUUUUUACCAGUUUCGCUCUGCCGGACUGCUUCUUGCCUCAUAUAUUCCGCGGAUAAUCACCAGGAAGUGUUCUUGCUUUGAAUUUAAAAAGCUAUUGGAUCAAGGAAAAUAAAAUAUACAUUUAUUUUUGUCACAUUAUUGUACUCUGCAGCAGUAAAAAUUGCAAAUAGGAUAAAGACAUUAAAGUACAGCACAAGCAUGAAACCAGCCAUAUCCCCUCAUCCUGUUUGCCCCCCCAAUAAAAUCUCAUAAAUUUCUUUUGUCAAAUGUGAAUGUUCACAGUCAACAGCACACAAUUACCCGCUAUAAGAUUAGUUUUUCCUUCUUCUUGUCGAUAUAAAAUGUGUAAAUUAAAAGAACAGCAUUGGCGCACAUUGUCAAGUCUCUCAUGUUUGUCUUUUUCACACUCAUUCAUCAUUGUCUAUUCACAACAGCAACGUGGGGCGAAACAAAAGGACGUACAAACGUGGUUGAAAUGGUGUGGAUUAUCAAAAAUGAAUUCCCAUUGGCAGCCAAAAUGUGCGACCCUUAGAAAUACCUUGAAAUUCCAAGAUUGCAGAGUAGUAAUACAGGUUAGUCUUUCAAAACAAAACGAUAGGAUGCAAAUGUCUUCUCGUGAGUCACUGAAACAAGACAGAACACAAGAAAAGAACGACAUCUUGAAAUACGUACACAGAAAGGCAUUGGAAAUAUUUCAGACUUGCACGAAUAAGUUUUCGCCACCGUCGCGUUACUUUUCUCAUACAUGAGUCAGAUCAGUCGAAGCGCCGAUUCGGCUUCCACAGCAAAUAGGAAAUAAGGAAAAUAAGCAUUUGAUUUAUUUAUAUAUGGCGUGAUCACAUUAGAUUUUUCUUAAUUCUUCCCAAAAGUGGAUAAAAAUACAAUAAAUUAAUCUUAAAUUAAUUAAAAUGAUUCGACCACAUUGUACCUGAAAUGUUGAUUUUUUUUUUCUCCUCAGUCCAUGUGAAGUUGGUUAAAAAAAAUCAUUCUUCAUGCACACGUAUCUUCUACCAGGUUCAGUGUUAGUCUUCGGCGGCUGCAAAUGUUAGACAUGAGUGUCACGCGGAACAUGAAGACGACUAAAUAAAUAUUUUUUUAAUAACCCCUCUGGAAAUGAACGUGGUGUAAAUGAGUCGUCUGUGAAAUGCUUUUGGACAAACGGAAAGGAGGUUUUCUUUUGUGGACAUUUGUGGAUGUUAAAAAGGGAGCAGCAGGUUGAGACGAAGAGGUUUUAAAACGGAAGGGUGGCGACUCGUCCUCAAAGAAGAAAGGGAUUAGUGCUGGCUCCUGUCGUUCCUGCGCCUCCCACCGCGCCGCCUGUGCCCAUCACUGCACCCGCCCUACCAGGCCCGCCCAAAAUCAGCUGAGGGGGAGCCACCGCUCCGGGACCUAGCAUAGCGGAACCCGGCGGCGCCAUCGGGGAGAGCCCGCUGUAGCUCAUGGCCACGGGGCCGGCC
This is a messenger RNA of Corythoichthys intestinalis (scribbled pipefish), 3291 nucleotides long. RefSeq names its product forkhead box J2 (gene foxj2). Gene Ontology annotation, biological process: regulation of transcription by RNA polymerase II. Lineage: Eukaryota; Metazoa; Chordata; Actinopteri; Syngnathiformes; Syngnathidae. Gene Ontology annotation, molecular function: RNA polymerase II cis-regulatory region sequence-specific DNA binding; DNA-binding transcription factor activity, RNA polymerase II-specific. The record is from RefSeq and is a predicted model, not a curated record. Gene Ontology annotation, cellular component: nucleus. The coding region runs from base 153 to 1760 and encodes 535 amino acids. The transcript has 10 exons.